AUGAGCUCGGAAUGCUCUGAGUUUGUUGUCGUUGACGAUGAUGGCUUGCAGGGGACUAAUGAAACCAUAUGGAGGCUAAAUGAAGUAAUUCAUCUGUACAGAAGUGCUCAUGAUGCACUUGUGAGAUCGAAUAUUUUAUUGCAAGACCAGCUGCGUUUGGCGCUGGAGCUUGUCCUUCAGUCCGUACCACCCGACACAGAGUCCAAUGUUGAGGAUCUUGUAAAGACUGUCUCAGAAUCGGCCUAUACGUCGAAUGAAGUCACUCGAUUACGCCGCGAUUACGUCAAAAGCCUUUGCUCAAAAUUGGUGGUUAUCAAUGCGGAUUUCCAAAAGCUUUCCCAAGAAUUCGAGGCUUUGAAGAUGGGCAAUACUUCAGACACGCUCUCCAAGGUAAGCAUGGUUCGCAGUGUAUGUAUAUUGUACUGUUCGCCACGGACAACUGUCAUGUUUUAUGUUGCAUACAUCGGGUCCUGUACAUGA
Messenger RNA from Dibothriocephalus latus, 480 nucleotides. The record is from the annotation of a GenBank genome assembly. Lineage: Eukaryota; Metazoa; Platyhelminthes; Cestoda; Diphyllobothriidea; Diphyllobothriidae.